AUGUCGUGGUUGCUUGGGAGCGUGGUUAGCUCUAAGCCUCUAGUUUUCACCGAUGAUAGUAGCAAGCUUGUUUGUAUAUUCUGGAUUAUCUUUGCUUAUUAUAUUGGUUUUGUUAGCCUGAAGUUGUUUGUCGAGAUUAUGGAGCUUCUCCGAUUGUUGUUUGAGAUAUGGCAGUAUCUGCAUCAUGAUUUCUCAUACUAUAGAUUUUGGGUGAGUCCGGAAAAAUCUAAUCCUCCAACUGCUUUGUCAAUGUGCGAACCCGAUUAUCUGAACUUCCUGUUCCAGGCUAAUUUUGAGGUGUCUGCUUUGCUUGGUCGUAGCCUAAAAAAUGAUGUGCUAGACCCACAACAAUUUUUCACUUCGUUUUUCACCAAAAUGGAUCCAACCGAUACUACCUUGCGUGCACUGUAUUGGGAUGGGAUGGGGCAGAAGUGGGCCCCAUCGGUUGUCUCUACCGGUAAACCUAAUUCGAUUCAAUCUCCAUAUCCACAACCAAAGUUUGAGUAUCAAUUACCACUUGAUUCAAAUGGCACCCUCUUCCAACAUAUCCAUAACAAGGCGGGUGGAAAAUCAUCAUCCUCUUUAUCUUGGAAAAGUCGUUUGAGGAUUGCAACUGAAAGUGCUGGAGCGCUUGCGUAUCUGCAUUCAUCGGCUUCUAUACCCAUCAUUCAUAGGGAUAUUAAGUCUGUCAACAUACUUUUAGAUGAAAAUUUCACUGCAAAAGUAUCAGAUUUUGGGGCAUCAAGGUUGAAUACAGUGGGCGAAGCCCAAAUAGAUACAUUAGUUCAGGGGACUUUAGGGUAUUUAGAUCCAGAGUACUUCCUAACUAGCCAAUUGAUAGAUAAAAGUGAUGUCUAUAGUUUUGGUGUAGUUCUUGUCGAACUUUUAACAGGAGAAAAACCACUUUCUUUUGAUCGACCACAGGAACAAAGAAGUCUAGUUUCAUUUUUCCUUGAAGCAAUCGAAAAGAAUGACGUAUUUAAGCUUAUAGAACCUCAAAUAGUGUGUGAAGCAACGCGGGAACAUUUCAUUGCAGUUGUGGAGCUUGCGAGUAAAUGCCUCAGCACGGAGGGUGAACAUAGACCCACAAUGAAACAAGUAGCUGCAGAGCUAGAAAGCUUAUGUAAAUUAGAGACGUCGCCAUCUGGAGUUCAUAAUCAGCAGACCCUUGAGAGAAAGCCUAACAAGUUCAUCGAUGAUACAAGAGACCUCUAUUCAGUAUCAAGCGCGUACACCUCGGGUGAUUCUGGUCAAUACAGUAGCAUGGAGAAUGAUAUGAUGAGUCCAAUGAACAGGCCCCGGUAA
This is a messenger RNA of Papaver somniferum (opium poppy), 1305 nucleotides long. Its product is annotated as wall-associated receptor kinase 5-like. The coding region runs from base 1 to 1305 and encodes 434 amino acids. Gene Ontology annotation, cellular component: plasma membrane. NCBI's taxonomy places the organism in Eukaryota, Viridiplantae, Streptophyta, Magnoliopsida, Ranunculales, Papaveraceae. Gene Ontology annotation, molecular function: protein serine/threonine kinase activity; ATP binding. The record is from RefSeq and is a predicted model, not a curated record. The transcript is spliced from 8 exons. Gene Ontology annotation, biological process: cell surface receptor signaling pathway; protein phosphorylation.